Messenger RNA from Cryptomeria japonica (Japanese cedar), 2267 nucleotides. Its product is annotated as protein SICKLE. Lineage: Eukaryota; Viridiplantae; Streptophyta; Pinopsida; Cupressales; Cupressaceae. Gene Ontology annotation, biological process: miRNA processing; mRNA splicing, via spliceosome. The record is from RefSeq and is a predicted model, not a curated record. The transcript is spliced from 2 exons. Bases 150 to 1730 code for a protein of 526 amino acids.
AAGUACAGCUAUUUUUAAUUUUUUAUAUACCAAAGGGGAAUUACUAUUGCUUGUAAAUGACUAUGUGGAAUCUAGCCAAGCGAUAUGCUUCACAGCGUGAUUAAAUUAACGGUUAAAACUGAUAAGAUUCAAAACCUUUCAAUAGCUAUAUGCAAGCGGCAUAUUCAGGGAUGGAGGAAGAAUCGGCUAAGAGAAAAGAAAGGCUUCAGGCCAUGCGCAUGGCAGCAGUGCAGAGCAACACAGACCCAGAAAAAGGCAAAGAAAGCUCGCAGUCUGCUCAAGGGCUUCUCUCCAAUCCUUUAAUCGACUCCUCGGUCACACCCACAUCUCAUAACCCUUCCAGGUUUGAUUAUUACACUGACCCACUUGCUGCUUUCUCUGGUAACAAGAAAAAUGGAAGGACCAAUCAAAAUAAUAGCAAAAGUACUCUUAGUGAAAGCCCGAAUGGAUACCCUAAUAAACCUAGGGCGAUGCUAUCUCCUACGAAUGGUUCUACUCCCAUUGGAUCCUAUACCCAGCAGCAAGAUUUUCAGCCAGUGAAUCCAUUGAGCCCUGCAGCUCGAGCGCCUUUUGGGUCACCUAUUUCUAGAAACAACCUUUUUUCUGGCCCUCAGUACUACAGUAGUCCUUGCGGGCUUUCUACUUCAAGCAAUGAAAGCCCUCUGCCCAUGCCCCCUGUUCCAAGGUUUAAUCACCCAUCAUCCCCAUUAUUGCGGCAGCAGCAGCAAAAUCAAAGCAGUCCCCAUCACAGGGGUUUCUUCAAUUCUUACAAUGGAAGUCCGUUGCCCAUGUCCCCAGGCCCAAGAUUCAAUACUUGGUCACAACAAUCCAAUUCAGAGCCAUCGCCAUCCCAAAGUAGCACACAACCUAGAGGGUUUUACAAUUCAAGCAAUGAAAGUCCCGCGUCCAUGACCUCUGAGCCAAGAUUUAGUAACACCCCGCGUAAUGAUAAUUUUUGGUCACAACAGCCCCAUUCACAACAACAGCAUCAGCAAAGUCAAAGCGGUUCGCAACCCAUGCAUUAUUAUAAUUCGAGUACCGAAAGCUCUGUGCCCUUGACCCGUGUUCCAAGAUUCAGUCCUGACCCCAACAUGAAUAGCUUUGGGUCACCGGAAAUUCCUUCCCAGACUUUGCCCCCAUUACAGCAGCAGUAUCAACAACAUCAGAGUGGUUCACAACGUAGACACCACAAUGGGAGUUCAUGGCACGAUCCUCGGAGAAGCCCAGGUGGUAGAGGGAGCCCUCGUUCAGUACCCCAUGGGAAUGGUAGUCCUAGCUCCGGCUUCAGCGGAAGAGGUGUUUCCUGGUCCGAGCCAAGGGGAAGUUCAGGUGGCAGGGGACAAGCUUGGAUGAACCCCAGAGGUAGGGGUGGCCGAGGUUUAGGAGGAUCUCCCAGCCCUAAUCAUGGUCGGGGAUCUCGUGUUCAUGCUUCUGCCAGUGAAAGACCAGAUUUAUUUGUUAAAAAAUCCAUGGUGGAGGAUCCAUGGAAGAAUCUUGUUCCUAUACUAAUGGAUAGCUUGGCAGCCACUGGAAUUGGUAACACUAGUACAUUUAGGAGCAAAGGAAGUUGCUCUGAUUUAGAUAAUUCAGGAUCAUUGCAACCUGGGUCGAGUAGUUUGAAAAAGCCAAAAAUUUCACAAAUAAAAGAGGAUUUUCAGUCUGGUCCAAGCCUUGCAGAAUCUCUAGCCCUUGCCUUUUCUGAUGCUAUCCGAGAGGAAUCCUGCAGCUAACUGGUAUGAAAUUCUUGUACGAUAUAUAUUUCUCAGAACUGUUGUUUUUCACAAAAAUGUUGUCUUGUCUUAUGCAGAGUAGAUGAUUAUAAUUGUUUGUUAGAAUCAUUAUUGGUUCUCAUAUUUAUACAAGAAUUCCAUUCCUUGGGUCACCAAUAAAUAAUGGUUUCCAAUAAAUGAAAAUUCUUAGAGGUGUAAUAAGUGCACGGUUCUUGCACUUCCCAAGACAGCGAUGAAUUCUGAUCUCCUUAUUAAUGAAAGGUCUGCAUCUGCAUGUAAUAAUAAGUCAUGAGCAAAUUUUGCUGUCUUCACAGUAGAAGGUGUAUCAUUAGUCAUGAGCAAGUUUUGCUUGUACUGAGAUUCCCCCAGCCCUAGAGCUGCUACAUAUAUGUGACAUUGCUGGUCUCUGACCCUAAUCUCUUGCUCUUUCAUCACUUGGACUCUAUGUAUUCAUACAUAGAUUACAGGGGUUGGGGUUUGACUGCUUCUGAUUUAUCCCUUAUUUUUUUAUUUACUUUAUAUAGUUGUUUGUGUUGA